This is a messenger RNA of Ostreococcus tauri, 294 nucleotides long. RefSeq names its product unnamed product. The record is from RefSeq and is a predicted model, not a curated record. Gene Ontology annotation, biological process: chlorophyll cycle. Gene Ontology annotation, cellular component: chloroplast. The coding region runs from base 1 to 294 and encodes 97 amino acids. Gene Ontology annotation, molecular function: 7-hydroxymethyl chlorophyll a reductase activity. NCBI's taxonomy places the organism in Eukaryota, Viridiplantae, Chlorophyta, Mamiellophyceae, Mamiellales, Bathycoccaceae. The transcript has a single exon.
AUGAUCGAUCUCGUUCGAUACGACAUGGACGUCUUGCCGUCGACUUACUACAGCGACCGCCGUCCGUUCGUCAUGCAAACAGUCGUCGCCGACGAUGACACCGAAUUCGGGCUCGGUCCAGAAAAGCCCGCACCGCGUUUUGUCCAUAAGCUUGUCGUGUGGCUUCUCGCCAAGAUCGGCCCCAAGGGAAAGGAGUUCGGGAUAUACAGUCUCGAGUAUUACACUAUUCGGAAUUCUCUUUGCGUCAACCGAGUCUGCGGAGUCGAGCGCGUGAGCGAGCACAUCCCAGAGUAA